Salvia miltiorrhiza (redroot sage) is the source of this 1915-nucleotide messenger RNA. Its product is annotated as tetrahydroberberine oxidase-like. NCBI's taxonomy places the organism in Eukaryota, Viridiplantae, Streptophyta, Magnoliopsida, Lamiales, Lamiaceae. The transcript has a single exon. Bases 45 to 1652 code for a protein of 535 amino acids. Gene Ontology annotation, molecular function: FAD binding; oxidoreductase activity. The record is from RefSeq and is a predicted model, not a curated record.
CCACAACACAAACAUUAACUCAUCUCUUCUCAUAAUCACAAACCAUGAAAACUCCUUCAAUCUCCACUCAUCUCUCAUUCUUUCUUCUCCUCAUCUUGUCAUGCUCAUCCGCAGCUUAUGCUGAUAGGCAAUACAACUUUCUUCAUUGUCUCUCCCAAAAAGCCAACAACUACUCUUCCAUUUCUGAUGAUAUUUACACUCCUGCAAACUCAUCCUACACUUCCAUCCUCCUAUCCCAAAUCCGAAACCUUAGGUUCGCAUCGGCAUCUACUCCUAAACCGCAAGUAAUCAUAACCCCAGAGCACGAAUCCGAAAUCCCACCUGUCGUUCGUUGUGCCAGACUAACUGGUCUGGAGAUCAGAACUCGAAGCGGUGGCCAUGACAUGGAGGGACUGUCUUAUGUCUCAAAAGUCCCGUUUGUUGUCAUAGAUUUGAUCAAUCUAAGCGAAGUCACAGUCGACGUGGAGGAGAAAACGGCGUGGAUCGAAGCAGGUGCAACCACCGGCAUUGUAUACUACAAGAUUGCGGAAAAGAGCCUCACACUAGGGUUUCCCGGUGCUAUUUGCACUACAGUAGGCGUCGGCGGCCACUUCAGCGGAGGAGGCUACGGCGCAAUGCUUAGAAAAUACGGCCUCGCUGGAGAUAACGUCGUUGAUGCAAGAAUAAUCGACGUUCAUGGCAGAAUUCUUGACAGAAAAUCAAUGGGUGAGGAUUUGUUCUGGGCGAUCAGAGGCGCCGGAGGUGCCAGCUUCGGCGUGAUCACUGCUUGGAAGGUGCAACUGGUCGAUGUUCCAAAAACAGUCACUGUUUUCUCAAUCCUGAGGAAUGUGGAAGAACAGAAAGGAGCUGAACUGUGGCACCGCUGGCAAUACGUGGCGCCUAAAGCUGACAAAGAUUUGUUCGUCGGAGUUAUUGUGUUCAGGGUGAACACGACGGUCCAAGUUAAUUUCUUCUCAGUUUUCCAAGGCGGCGCAGACAGACUAGUUUCAUAUAUGCAAGAAAUCUUCCCUGAGUUAGGGUUAGUGAGAGAAGACUGCACUGAGAUGAGCUGGAUCCAAUCCACCUUGUUUAGCAACCAAAUGCCGAUCGAUCCACUUGAUGCUCUGCUCAACCGGACUCAACCCGGUCUCAGACAGCUCAAAGCCAAGUCGGAUUAUGUCCGAACACCUAUUCCCUUGAACGCGAUCGAAGGCAUGGUGAGUAUGCUACGUGAACCUGAAGCGGACGAGACUAUUUACUACAUGGUUCCAUACGGUGGAAGAAUGGAUGAGAUAUCAGAAUCGGAGACUCCAUUUCCUCACAGAGCUGGCGCGCUCUACAAACUCGCCGGCUUAACCUACUGGCAAGACUCCGAGGCAGCAGAUGCAGACAGAUACAUAAGCUGGAGCCGCAAGUAUUACGAAUACAUGACUCCUUAUGUCUCAAGCUCUCCCAGGGAAGCAUAUUUCAACUACAGAGAUCUCGACAUCGGAGUGAAUAACCCUAAUGGGAAGACGAGCUAUGGACGAGCCAGCAUUUGGGGGAAACCGUAUUACAAGAAUAAUUUCGAUCGUCUUGUUCGGGUGAAGACAGUUGUUGAUCCAACCAAUUUCUUCAAGAAUGAACAGAGCAUUCCGCCGUUGCAGGCGAAGUGGACUAAGAAAGGGAAUUAAUUAAGAUACAUAUUAAGCAGAAAUGUGCAUGCACUAACCGCCAACUUGUUAUCUGAUUAUUCUUUAAUUUGAUGCACUAACCGCCAACUUGUUAUCUGAUUAUUCUUUAAUUUGAUGUUAUUUUCCAGCAACAAUAAUUGUAUUUGUUAUUCAUGAAAGUUGAUGUACCAAUAAAUUUUUUUUUUCUUUUAAUUGAUUUUAAUAGGGUGUAUUAAUAAAUUGAUCGAUUGAGUUGCUAUAUAAAUAUUGUUUGGUUUUAACAA